CUUUACCGCGUCGUUGUUAGGAUGACCUAUAUACUCACUCAAAGUUCGCGGUAAUUCAAUCCAGUAAUUUUACUUGGUUACUUGGUGAGUGUGACUAUUGCAGCAACUGGUGAGUACUUGAAAGAUGAAUAUAUUAACGUCAUUUGCAUCGUUCGCCAACAACUUUUACUGUAAUAUGUUGGGAAAAUGUCCAGAAAAGUUGGAGAAUACAUUCUUUUCUCCCUUCAAUAUAUAUACUGCCCUCGGCAUGGUUCUGUCUGGAUGUGAAAAAAAUACGAAAGUUGAGAUAGAAAAAGUGAUGCAAUUAUGUGGAAGCUUGAAUUAUACUGAGACCCAUGAUAGCAUCCGUGAUCUACUAGAAAGGUGUUCACUAGCGGAAGUCGGUGUCGAGAUGAUCCUUGGGAACAAACUAUUUACUACGGUUCACGCUGGUGUCAAAGAGAAUUUCAAGCAAAAUUUGGCAGGAUAUUACAGUGCGGAAACUGAACAUGUACCAUUUGAAACAGAUCCCGAGGGUUGUCGAAAAAGAAUUAAUCAGUGGGUGAGCGAAAAAACCAAAGGAAAGAUUGAAGAACUUCUUCCAUUUGGUUCUGUAGCUGCAGAUACGUCCAUUGUGGUAACAGCUACUACAUACUUUAAAGGAGAGUGGCAGUCAGCUUUUCCGGAGUUCAAGUCACAUGACAGUGAUUUUCAUAAACUGGAUGGAUCGAAAAUGACAGUUAAAUUAAUGUUUACCGAAUCGUCUUUCAACAUAAUCACUUUGCCCCAUUUGAACUCACGUGCUGUCAAGAUACCCUUCAAGGAUCCCAUGUUUGCUUUGUUGGUCAUCCUUCCCGACGCAAAUGAUGGUCUACCGAAUUUAUUACGAUCACUGUCGAAGGGUAAUACAUUGUCAUCUAUUAUUUCUUCAAACGACUUUGAGGGAACUAAGUUGAAAUUGUAUUUGCCGAGAUUCAAGCUAAAGGAAGGUAGCAGUGUGAGUGUUAAGAAGAUUUUACAAGGGAUGGGGAUAAAUGACGCAUUCUGUCCAUCGUCAGCUGACUUUACAGGAAUUUCUGAAUCAUGUAGAUUGUGUGUGUCAGAUGUCCUUCACAAGGCUAUACUUGAGGUGGAUGAGAAAGGCGCAGUUGCUGCUGCAGGUACCGCAGUAGUUAUGCUAAGAUGCUCAAUGGCACCUCCUGCUAAACCUGUUCCCGUGUUUCGUGUAGACCAUCCAUUCUUCAUAUCGAUUGUGUGGAAUAACAGUGUGCCACUAUUCAUGGGACAUAUUACGGAGCCAAAAGAAGACUGAAUUGUUUUCCUACUCUAUCGAAAUCGAAGCACUACAGACUAUAUAUGUUUUUGUAUUUUAUGAAAUAUUAAUCACAUUUCACAUUGGAGUGCCUUGAUGCUGUGAUGGUUGACGUAUUUGUGACUUAUGCUGGGACAAGAUUUAUCUGAUACCUGCCUGGUUAUCUGUCAGUCUUUCAUUCUCUGACAUAAUUUCUCUAAUUUGUCUGAUAAUCUCCUUUUAUAACUUUACCUGGUUUCCACUAAUUCGGUACUGUUGUUUCCUAACUUCGUGAAAGCGAAAAAGUAUGAUGUGCAUUAUUUAAAUUGUGUUGUAUUAGUUGUGAAAGCGCAACAAGUGACAAAAGUAAAUAUACACUAUCCUACUACAGUUGGUGAUUUUCAGUAAGUUUGCUUAGCCAAUGAUAUGCACAUUUAGGGUUUUUAAAAUUUUCACUUUUCAUUGACUGGAAGUUCAUUUUAGUCGGAUUCGCUUGUUGAUUUUUCUUGAAUGAAUUUAUUCUCUAAAUGAUUGCGUAUGAUUUCAUAACAUUUGAUUUCCUGUUUUUGUUCUUAUGAUAAACUAUGCUCGAGUAAAUCGCCAUAAGGGGAGAACUUUUCCACUUUAAUUAUCACUUUUACUGACUGAUUAACUUCAAUGACAAUAAUUUUCAUAGACUCUAUCAGAACACAUUUUGUUCUUUUGAAAUAAUCAUAUAAAUAUUGAAAAAGGGGAUUUAUUAAAAGUACAUCUGUUGUAAUUCUAUGAAAGUCUUCUGCAGUUAAUCUUUUAUUUGUAGUCUCUUCCCUAUAUCUUUGUCCAUGGUAGUCUUCAUUAGAUUUGCUCUAUUUAUUUUCGUGCAUUGUUUACUGAAGUUCAUCAAUUUGAGUAGAAUAAGUUUUCUGCAAAGUUACUCAUUAUUUAUCGACCUGACUGUGAUCAUAUUGGACGUUUACACUAUUUUACUACCGC
Trichobilharzia szidati is the source of this 2242-nucleotide messenger RNA. The record is from the annotation of a GenBank genome assembly. Lineage: Eukaryota; Metazoa; Platyhelminthes; Trematoda; Strigeidida; Schistosomatidae.